This is a messenger RNA of Gasterosteus aculeatus aculeatus (three-spined stickleback), 1818 nucleotides long. RefSeq names its product heparan sulfate (glucosamine) 3-O-sulfotransferase 1 (gene hs3st1). NCBI's taxonomy places the organism in Eukaryota, Metazoa, Chordata, Actinopteri, Perciformes, Gasterosteidae. The record is from RefSeq and is a predicted model, not a curated record. Gene Ontology annotation, molecular function: [heparan sulfate]-glucosamine 3-sulfotransferase activity.
AAGCGCGGGGACGGUGCGGCUCGCGGCGCACAGCUCGCGAGGAGGCGCUCCGGUGAAGUUGGUCCUCGCUGUCGGAGGCGGAACAGACCGGAGGGACGCAGCGGAGACACCGGAUCCUUCACAGCUCCUCGACAUGAAAUCGGUGUCGAGUCGAGAGGCUUUUAGUUAAAAAAUAAAUAAAAUAAAGUUUCCACCCGUGGCAGAGAAGAGGCGAUUUUUUUUUUCUUCUUCUUCUUUUUUCUUCUCUAUCGGACCGUCGUGCUCGGGCAGCUGCUCUUUCAAUGUGGGAUACAGUUUUGGUGCUUUCGCCAGGCUGAAAUCCUCCAGGGUCAGGACCUCCCUCAUGGCAGCCGUGCUCCUCGGGCUGCUGCUCUUUGCGAUGCAGUCUCCCCCCGUCCCCUCCAGGCCCCCUCCUCCCCCACCCGCCUCGUCGCCCACCGACAACGGGACCGUCGGCCACCCGAACGGCACCCUCCAACAGUUCCCUCAUAUCAUAAUCAUCGGCGUGAGGAAGGGGGGGACGCGGGCGCUGAUAGAGAUGCUCAGUCUGCACAGCUCGGUGGCGGCGGCUCAGAACGAGGUGCACUUCUUCGACUGGGAGACCCACUUCCAGAGGGGCUUGCCCUGGUAUCUCAGCCAGAUGCCCUACGCCUUCCCCGACCAGCGCACCGUAGAGAAGACGCCGGCCUACUUCACCUCCAGCAAGGUACCCAAACGAAUCCACCAGGUGAGCCCCGACACCAAGCUGCUGCUCAUCCUCAGAGACCCCACGGAGAGGGUGCUGUCGGACUACACCCAGGUGUUUUACAACCGCCUCCAGAAGCACAAGCACUACCAGCCCGUCGAGUCCCUUCUGGUUAAGGACGGCGCGAUCAACCUGGGGUACAAGGCUCUCAAUCGCAGCCUGUACUACCUUCACAUGCAGAACUGGCUGCAGUACUUCCCGCUGGAGAACCUCCACGUGGUGGACGGGGAUGAGCUGAUCAGGGACCCUUUCCCCGAGAUGAAAAAGGUGGAGAGGUUCUUGGAGCUGGAACCUCAGAUAAACGCUUCGAAUUUCUACUUCAACAAAACAAAAGGAUUCUACUGUUUGAGAGACCACGGGCGAGAGCGGUGUUUACACGACACAAAGGGCAGGGCUCACCCCCACGUUGCGCCCGACAUCCUGCAAAAACUCUACCAGUUCUUCCAGGAACCCAAUAGGAAGUUCUUUGAGAUGGUGGGCCGAACAUUCAACUGGAAAAUGAACAUCUGACUCUCGGUAGUCACGUGGGGAUCAGUUUUCCUCACUAACGGUGUAGAUGAAGAGACAAAGCUAAUGUACAUUUAAACCAUGUCUAUUUUUGUACUAGUACGUUUGUAACCGGAGUACGAUCGAGCCAAAUAUCUGGGCAGACUGCAGCUCUCUGAUCGUGCAUGUUUUUGUAUUUUCCUUGUCAAAAGUGCAUUUUCUCUGUGUUAUAAACAGACCUACGAUGACAUUCAGACUUUAGACUGUGCCAGUUAGUGUGUUGCAUAAAUAUAAGAGCCGGGCAGUUUAAUAUUGUCAUGCCCUCACGUUUCGCUGCAUAUGAGAGGACAUUGUUGACGUUGAACUGCAUUAAGUUCUUGAAGGACCUGCUGCUAUGAUUUUCUCAGUCACUUUCGGGCAUGAGUCUGAUUUUUUCUUUUUGUUACUCAAAUGUCUCAUUGUGUAAGACUUGAUGUAAGAAAUGCUCUGCUCACAUCAUAUAUUUGCGGAUGCGGUGUACUGUAAAUAGUUUUUUUUCAAGUGAAGAAUUAAUACAGUAAAAAAUAUGUAUUUUAUUUUUAGAACGU